UUUCCGCUGCGGAAGCCGCUGCUGCAUGUAAACAAAGCGGACCGCAGCCGCCGCUCCAGCGGACAGACCUCCGCCUUUUGUUCCGCCGUGCAGUGGCCAAAGUCGGCCUUUGUGUGAGGAGAGUCCGAGCGGACGGUGUGACCCAUGGAGCCCCGCUGUGACUGAACCAGAGCCGGCAGGAUGUCGAUGGAGGAUCCCUUCUUCGUCGUUAAAGGGGAGGUGCAGAAGGCGGUAAACUCCGCCCAGAGCCUCCAUCACAGAUGGAGCGAGCUGCUGCAGGAAGGGGGCGGAGCCUCCAAAGAGGAGAUGGACUGGACGACCAAUGAGCUGAGGAACAGCCUGCGCUCCAUCGAGUGGGACCUGGAGGACCUGGACGAGACCAUCAGUAUCGUGGAGUCGAACCCAAAGAAGUUCAACCUGGACGCGUCGGAGCUGUCGAAGAGGAAAGCCUUCAUCACCAGCACCAGACAGACGGUGAAGGACAUGAAGGAGCAGAUGUCGAGUCCAGCCGCCGCCGCCGCCGACAGGAAGAACAAACAGGCUCUGCUGGGAGAUGGCGGCGCUCCGGCUCCCAUCUGGCAGCCCGGACCUGAUAAGUACAGCCGUCUGGACCGACAGCUGCAGAACGCCAACUCCCAGUUUAUAGACGAACAGCAGACGCAGCAGCAGCUGAUCGCGGAGCAGCAGGACGAGCAGCUGGAGCUGGUGUCGGGAACCAUCGGCGUGUUGAAGAACAUGUCAGAGCGAAUCGGGAUGGAGCUGGACGAACAGGCGGUGAUGUUGGACGACUUCGGCCACGAGAUGGACAACACACAGUCCAGACUGGACAACGUCAUGAAGAAACUGGCCAAAGUGUCCCACAUGACCAGCGAUCGUCGACAGUGGUGCGCUAUCGGGGUGCUGCUCGCCAUCCUCUUCGUCGUCAUCCUCCUCUUCUUCAUCCUCUGAUCGAUGCCUCGUCGUGACGGCACAGAACAUGUCUUAAUCCUGCAUCAACUGGACUCUGCUGGACUCUACCGGUCUCUACAGGACUCUAACGAACUCUACUGGUCUCUAGUGGACUCUACAGGACUCUACCGGUCUCUACAGGACUCUAACGAACUCUACUGGUCUCUAGUGGACUCUACAGGACUCUACCGGUCUCUACAGGACUCUAACGAACUCUACUGGUCUCUAGUGGACUCUACAGGACUCUACUGGUCUCUACAGGACUCUAACGAACUCUACGGUCUCUAGUGGACUUUACAGGACUCUACUGGUCUUUACAGGACUCUAACGAACUCUACUGGUCUCUAGCGGACUCUACAGGACUCUACUGGUCUCUUGUGGACUCUGCCGGUCUCUGGUGGAGUAUACUGGACUCUACAGGACUCUACUGGCCUCUAACGAACUCUACUGGUCUGUAGUGGACUCUACUGGUCUCUAUUGGACUCUACAGGACUGUACAGGUUUCUAACGAACUCUAUUGGUCUCUAGUGGACUCUGGUGGAUUAUACUGGACUCUACUGGGCUCCACUGGUCUCUACUGGACUCUAAUGGACUUCAGUAAACUCUACUGGACUCUGCUGGUCUCAACCAGACUCUACUGGUCUCUACCGGACUCUACUGGCCUCUACAGGACUGUACAGGUCUCUGUCAAACUCUACUGGUCUCUGGUGGAUUAUACUGGACUUUACCUGACUCUACUGGUCUCUACUGGACUCUAAUGGACUUUAGUGAACUCUACCGGACUCUACUGGACUCUGCUGGUCUCUACUGGAUUCUGCUGGUCUCUAGUGGACUCUACUGGUCUCUACUGGACUCUGCUGGACUCUUGUGGAUGAACCUACUCAGUAAAGAUGGACCAGAUGUGGGUCCAGUGAAGUCCUGGUUCAGAUCAGGUCACAUGACACUGAGGGAGUGAAGCAUCAUGGGAACAAGGUUUAACAUCCAAAUGGUUUAUUUAAUCCUAGACCUGAACAGACACAUCAGUCCACCUUAAACCAGUCCACCUUAAGUCUGCCUGUUUCAGGUCUGGUUUAGUGACACUUCAGUCCUGACACUAAACAUGAACUCAGGUUCAACUUUCCCACUUCAACUCAAAUUUAAUCCUGGUUUAUUUCUAGGAUUUAAUCCCAGUUUAAUCCCAGUUUACUGGUGUUCAGUCAUCUUUUAUUUUCAGUUUAAACCUGGUUUAAAUCCAGGGUUCAAAACCUGUUUAGCUCUGGUUUAAUCCUAGUUUACUUCUAAUCCAGUUUAACUACGUUUUAAACUACCAAUCCUGGUUUAAUUCAAAUACAAUCAAUUCAACCGUUGGAUUAAAUCCAGUCUAGUCCGGUUUAAAUCCUACUUUAAACCUGGGUCAGUGUCAGAAUAAACUGAGUUUUGGUCUAGUUUAACCCUGGAUUAACUCCAGUGGAAUUUAGUUUUUUCUUCACUUGGAAGUUCACUGGACAGAAUGCACGGGUUACUGGACUCUACUGGACU
Molecule: messenger RNA, 2466 nt
Organism: Sphaeramia orbicularis (orbiculate cardinalfish)
Lineage: Eukaryota; Metazoa; Chordata; Actinopteri; Kurtiformes; Apogonidae
Product: syntaxin-6-like
Exons: 8
Coding region: 181-948 (255 amino acids)
Biological process (GO): intracellular protein transport; Golgi vesicle transport
Cellular component (GO): membrane
Molecular function (GO): SNAP receptor activity
Source: RefSeq, a predicted model, not a curated record